AUGACCACUGACAGGAUCAAAAUCAAAAUCUCAACAUUUGACCACCGGAUCAGGGAAUCAAGUGACAGCACGUACAAGCGAAGGCUGGACCCAUUGGACCCUCAUGAGGUCCGCUCAGGUGCAGCGUGGGAAGGGGAAGGCAAGGGAAGGGAAGCCCAGGCACAGCCGUCCGUCCGCUACUCCAUUCAAACAGGAGAGGACCUUGACGACGCGGCAUUGAAGCGUUCUUCCGGCAGUGACAACAGCGGCGAUGACCGGCGGCACAACAGGUUGAAUAAUUAUUCCUCGACCAAUCUCAUCGGCCACUGGCCACGCUCCAGCCGCAAAAGGUCAAGCCGUGCCAAGAAACACAGGGCCCAGAGGCAUAGGGUCAGCAGCGCCAGCAAACACCGCUUUGCUGUCGGCCUGCCAUACGUAUGCUCUGCCAGCAAAGCAGAAGAAGAGGUGGAGGAGGAGAAGGAGAAGGAGAAGGAGGAGCACACGCCGGUACUCAACAUUACCGUCUGUCGUUCCCCUGUCUUUGUUGUCUGUGCUGUUGGUUUCUUUUCUCCCAAUCACGGAAUAUGCUCCAAGUACGGCGGCGACCAACUGCCCUACGGGCGACCCGUCUGA
Molecule: messenger RNA, 612 nt
Organism: Colletotrichum truncatum
Lineage: Eukaryota; Fungi; Ascomycota; Sordariomycetes; Glomerellales; Glomerellaceae
Source: RefSeq, a predicted model, not a curated record